GAACCUGACGGGACAGCCAACCCUGGCAACUGUGAAAGGCUGGCUCCAAUAAGAAAGUAGUAUUGGCAACCUUGUUGCAAACGUGAGGAGACUGAGACCGAAGAAAAAAGGUGUCUGAGACGCGGCCGUUCCAGUAGUGGACGACAGACAGACGGUGCAGCAGACGUGGUGCGGUAUGCGGUUCAUUGGGGACUUGACGUGUCGCGGUGGAAGCCAGACUGCAGAACGCGCCGAUGAAGCGCUGUUUCUUUAGUGCGCCGGAUUUCCGAGCUGCGGUCGCACUGAUGCGUUGGCGCCGGUGGUGCAGAAAACCCGGUGGUGAAAGUGUGGUGACUGUGUGUAUUGUCUUGGCAAUCGGCUGGAACGGUGCAUGGGGGUACCGUGGGAUUCCGCCUACGGUCCGCGUAGGCGGACUCUUCGACAGCGGCAGCGUGGAAGACGAGCGUUCCUUCACCUACGCCCUGGAUCGGAUAAACCAGAACAACGAAAUCCUCCCCAGGUCGACGCUCUCUCCGAUAUUUCAAAGGCUUAAGCCCAAGGACAGUUUCCAAGCCUCGAAAGCUGUAUGCAACCUUCUAAAGCACGGUGUAUCCAUGCUUGUGGGACCAAGAACGCCACCGGUACAAGCGGUCGUCAAAUCCAGUUGCAACGUAUUCCACGUGCCACAUGUACAGACAACGUGGUCAUUAAGGACCUCCAAGACAGAAGGCAACGGACAAAUGUCAAGCGCCUACACGCUUAACGUCUAUCCGCACCAGGACGUGUUAAGUAAAGCCUAUCGAGAUCUCGUCUUCAAGCGGAAGAGAUGGAAGAGUCUCACUAUCAUCUACGAAGACAUUGAAAGUUUCAUUCGUAUGAAAGACGUUAUCAAUUCUUCUUUCGCAAGGGGUGCCAAGGUGAGGAUGGAACAUUACCAAUCUCAUAUGGCCGUUAAGACCCUUCUCAAGAAGGUAGCUACGACGCGGGAGUACAACAUCGUGCUUGACGUCGCGACCGAAAAAGUGCCCAUCUUCCUGCAAGCGGCAUCGGAGAUUGGUAUGAUGACGGACUAUCAUAAUUACGUCAUAACUUCUCUGGACAUGCAUACGUUGAACACGAGCCAGUUCCAUAACACCUUAGCAAAUGUGUCGGCACUUCGUCUCGUGGACAUGGAGCGCAGGGAGAUGCAGGAGCUACUCCACAGUUGGUCAAAUUCGGAACUGCGUUACGGGCGUCGGGCUCUGAACAUGACGUCACUCCGGACGGACAUUGCCCUCAUAUUUGACGCAACGACCCUCUUCGCUCGUGCUUUACACGACCUGGAACAUAUUCACACGUUUGAAUUGAAGUCACUGUCCUGCGACUCCCCAUCAGCAUGGGCCAAUGGCGAAACGCUGCUGAAGCAGAUGAAAAUGGUGAACAUCAAAGGUUUAACGGGGGACUUGCGCCUCAACGACCAGGGCCUGCGAACCGACUUCGGUUUGAAUGUCAUAGAGAUGAAGAAGGAAGGCUUUCGAAAAGUGGGCACCUGGAGUCACAGAACGGGAAUUAUAUUCGAGAGCGGCUACUCCCGUCAGAAAAGCGAAGAAUUCAGCGAGGGUUUCUAUAACAGGACCUUUCGAGUGACAACCAUCGUCAACCCUCCUUACACCAUGCUAAAAAGGGACGCUGUCAACAGAACGGGAAACGAUCGCUUCGAAGGCUAUGCCGUUGACUUGAUGGAUGCACUAGCUAAGAAGAUCGGCUUCGUAUACGACCUGCACCUCGUAAAAGACACCAAAUACGGGAGUAAAGGUCCCAAUGGAGAGUGGAACGGCAUGAUCAAAGAGUUGAUAGACAUGGAAGCGGACAUGGCGAUCGUGGACUUAACCAUCACUUACGUCCGCGAGCAAGCCGUCGACUUCACCAUGCCCUUUAUGAAGACUGGCGUCAGCAUCCUGUUUCGAAAGCCACUCAUCGAACAUCCACCACUGUCGUCAUUCCUUUUGCCUUUUUCUGUUGACGUGUGGUUGUACAUGUUAACUGCUUACCUGGGCAUCAGUACCUGGUCUUACAUCCUCGGUCGCUUCAGUCCGUCAGAAAUUGAUCUGUCGUACAUCAUCGAUCGUGAUCCUCAAGACGUCGGAAGCGAGCUCGGCAUGAAUAACAGGCUCUGGUUUGCCAUAGGAUCGCUGAUGCAACAAGGUUCAGACCGCAACCCGCUUGCACCAUCCACACGUAUCGUUGCUGCCACGUGGUGGUUCUUCACUCUCAUCAUGAUCUCUUCGUACACGGCAAACCUCGCCGCAUUCCUCACUGCCCAGCGAAUGACUUCUCCCAUCGAAAAUGCAAAGGACCUGGCUGAACAGUCACAGAUCGACUACGGUUGUCUGCAUUCGGGAUCCACGAAUGACUUUUUCCAGUCUUCCGACAACCCGCUCAUCAAGCGCAUGUGGGCAGUAAUGGAAGCUAAUCAACCGAGCGUGUUCGCCGAAACCAAUGAAAAGGGCAUUGAACGUGUGCUGCGAGGCGGCUACGCUUACAUCAUGGAGUCCACGACUAUCGAAUAUCUCGUGGCGAGAAACUGCCUUCUCAUGCAAAUUGGAGGACAGCUCGACUCCAAAGGAUAUGGCAUUGCAACUCCACCAGAUGCCAGAAUUCGAGACAUCCUCUCGGCUGCCAUCGUGGAAUUUCACGAGGGCGAUUUCUUGCUGCGGUUGAAAGACAAGUGGUGGAAGACCAACAAUCCGCCAGACCCGGCGUUCGCCGACAAGUGCCACCUCUUCUCUAACCAGUCUAGGUCCUCUGUCAAGAGCGAGCUGACGUUAGCCUCCGUAGGGGGCGUGUUUGUCGUUCUGGGCGCAGGGUGUUUCGCAGGGAUUAUUCUGGGCAUCGGAGAGUUCGUAUGGGAGCUUCAGAAAACUCCUUACGGGGAACGAGAGUCAAUCCCGACCGAAAUGUUUCACGCCCUCAAGUUAGCUGUGACCUGCCGAGGGAAGAAGUUCAGCCCAACAUCCCUCUCGACGGAGGUGUCUUUGGGAGAAGAUUUCACACGGCGGUCUUCGCCUUUCUCCACUCCGUACUCUACAGCAUACUCAACGCCGCACUCAAGGAGAAGCUGAGACGUCGUCGUAGGGCCGACGGUUUGUCUCAAAUAAGCCAGCAAAGGGUCAGAUGACACACAGAUGCCCUGUACGGAAGGUCACCUCCCAUGCAAUGCAGCAAGUAAAUGCCGACUGAUCCAACGCACCUCCAGGCAUAGAUUUGCGUGAAAUUCAAUCCACGAUAGUGGACACAAUUGUGAAAACCAUGUUAAUCACAGAGUUUGUAAGUCUUUACACGGUGGCGGAACUUAUGUACUGGUUGGUGAGACGAUAGGAUGACACUGAUAAAUGGAGACACGUAUAAGACGCACAUGUCCUCAAAGACAGAUAGGUGCAGUGUCUCAAUCAUAUAAAGGUGUAGGGUGCAUACAUCUCUAUGACAGUGAAGCUCCAGGACCUUAUCACACAAUAGCGACAGCGCCGAUUCUGGGAACAAAAAUUUAAUCUCGCUCUUCUUCCCUUCCCUACCCGGAAGGGAUUCGUCGAAAUUGACGUCUCAACACAGCGAAGGACUCCACUGGAGGAUUCGGAAGUUGUCAGGGUGACUUCUUUGCAAAACAUCGCAACAACCACAAUCCAUUUCCAUGCUUGUCGAUAAGUAUAAAUUUCUCUUGGCUCUGACUGCGUUAGAAGUCACUCUCUUUCUCGGUGCACCCGCGCUUUAGUACUAAACUCAUUCUCUAGACCUCACAGACACGCGAUGGCAAUGAAAUGAGGUGUUCGCCGCUGGAAUAAAGUAACUUUAGACAGUAUGUAGUUUCGGCAUCCUUUACAAAUCUGUGACCAACUGUUGCUAUGGCCUCUGUUUAUUUAAGUCUGUAGUCCUCGUCUUUUUAAUCUUACCCUGGUCAUACUUCAUAGGAUCAUUUCGACAGUGUGAUUGUUGAGUUUCUUCCUGAAUUCUUAACGGAAAUCAUAUAUACGGAUACUACAUAAUCCUUAUAAUACACGAAGGGGGAAGAAAAAAGCGAGCGACUGGCAUAAUACGCGCCGUAAUGAGGAGACGAUUGGCACAACACGCACGGCACCUUUACGGUAUUGCUAGACUGCAGCUUUGAGUUUCAUUUCAUCCUCUCUAUGGAACGAGUUCGUGUUAUCCCAAAACGCAGCAGCUGCGUCGCGUUAGUUUAUAUAAGGACGCGCAAGACAAGCCCCGUCUACGUUAUAGAGAUGACAGCUUGUACAGAAUUGCAUCUCUCUCGUAUAAUAGUCAGUUUUAGUGUAACGUACGCUAUCGUCUUUCGGCACGUGAGGGAUAGCGUUGGUGGUUCUGCGCACGCGCAAGACACAAGCAGAGCUUUGCGCACUUCGCACAACCACCACCACGCUAUGCCUGACGUACGCAAAGGCGUCAGCGUACGUUAUACUAAAAAUCGCUAAUAGCACUGCGGGAGUGUCAGAAACCUAAGCGGCUGAAAUUGGCAGUAAAAGCUCAAAAUGCGGGGCUGGUUGUAAAUACGAGAUUAUGAGAGACACAUAUAGCGAUGUAUCAUAUGAACGCUUCGAACGACGUAUGCGUCGUGCUGAGUCAACAUUGGCCAUAAUUGAGCAUAGCGUACGACUUGGUCGAACAAAUUGUAAACUAAUCAAUAUGUGGCAUUCUAGGCGGUGCAAAAAAGUUUCCACAUCUGCAGUAAAAUGGUGGAGAAUUGGUUUUCUUUCAUCGCGUCUUUAUAAACCGACACUACCCCCCCCCCCCCCCCCCCCCUGCUUACUCGAGACUCGUUAUUCAGCUUCUGGUGCAGAUUCCGUAAGUAUUUCUCGACUAAGAAGCAUGCUGCUGAAUGUAUCCAUGCCUAAGCAAUAUGACAUCAAGCGGAAUUCGAUUUGCUGACUGUUCAUUUUGCGAGGUUCUUCGAAAGCGUGCGCUAAUAUUUGAGAUGUCGGCGCUUAUUUGGAGCGCUUCGGAGGAUUGCACAUUUUCUGUGUGCACUGGGGAGGUGAUUAAAUGCUGUGCUUCUCACCAACUGUGCUGUUAUCAGUGCAUAUCUCACUACAUAGUCAAUAGGAGGUCCGAGAUGUAUCGUGGACACUGCAUUUACA
Messenger RNA from Ornithodoros turicata, 5105 nucleotides. RefSeq names its product glutamate receptor ionotropic, kainate 2-like. NCBI's taxonomy places the organism in Eukaryota, Metazoa, Arthropoda, Arachnida, Ixodida, Argasidae. Gene Ontology annotation, cellular component: plasma membrane; postsynaptic density membrane. The record is from RefSeq and is a predicted model, not a curated record. The transcript is spliced from 15 exons. Gene Ontology annotation, molecular function: transmitter-gated monoatomic ion channel activity involved in regulation of postsynaptic membrane potential; glutamate receptor activity. Gene Ontology annotation, biological process: synaptic transmission, glutamatergic; monoatomic ion transport; modulation of chemical synaptic transmission. The coding region runs from base 234 to 3080 and encodes 948 amino acids.